AUGUCAGAACAAAGCGAGCAGCCGAAGCUAGUCGAGCAAAACGAGACAACAACGUCAAAACAACAUCGUUCUUCGCAUCCUUUACUUUCAAAAGGUCAUGAAGAAGAAAACGAGAUUAAAACUUUAGAGGAUGCAUCAAUAGAUUUUAUUAACCAAUUAGCAAUAGACGAAAAACGAGAAUUAAAUACCAAAACAUGCUCAUCAGUGCCAUUAGAAAAACAAUCUAAUAAGAAACAACUUUUAUAUAUGGAUGUUCAAUAUAAUUUAGCAUAUGUAUGGAUACGACUAUUUCUAAUGCGUGGUGUGGAUCCUUGUGUACAAGACACAUCGGGAUUAACAGCAGCACAUUAUGCAUGCGAACGAGAUGAUGUAGAAAUGCUGAAAGCCUUAACACUACCCUUCCAUGCUAACGUAAAAGCUUUACCAGAUAAUAUGGACAAUGAUGGUGACACAUGUUUACACUAUACUGUAGUUAACAAUGAUCUAGAGCUCUCAAAGUAUUUAAUUCAAGUUUGUGGUGCAAAUGUAAAUGGUGGUAAUGAACAAUGUCCUUCACCAUUGGAUAUUCAACGAUAA
This is a messenger RNA of Didymodactylos carnosus, 576 nucleotides long. The record is from the annotation of a GenBank genome assembly. NCBI's taxonomy places the organism in Eukaryota, Metazoa, Rotifera, Eurotatoria, Philodinida, Philodinidae.